This is a messenger RNA of Adineta steineri, 234 nucleotides long. NCBI's taxonomy places the organism in Eukaryota, Metazoa, Rotifera, Eurotatoria, Adinetida, Adinetidae. The record is from the annotation of a GenBank genome assembly.
AUGACAAAUUCAAACGUAGUAUCAAUUACCAAUCAAGAAUAUCCAAUACGUGAACCACAAAAUGCUCAAGAAUUUGUUAAUCUAAUUCAAAAUACUAUUUGUCAAAUUCAAGAUAAAUUCGGACAAAUGAGUGAUUCAAUUAUGACCAAAAUUGAUGAUAUGGGUAAACGAAUCGAUGAUUUAGAACGUAAUAUUGCACAUAUUAUUUCUCAAACAAAUGCUGAAUUACCAUAA